Protomyces lactucae-debilis is the source of this 1197-nucleotide messenger RNA. RefSeq names its product Alpha/Beta hydrolase protein. NCBI's taxonomy places the organism in Eukaryota, Fungi, Ascomycota, Taphrinomycetes, Taphrinales, Protomycetaceae. The coding region runs from base 1 to 1197 and encodes 398 amino acids. Gene Ontology annotation, molecular function: epoxide hydrolase activity. Gene Ontology annotation, biological process: epoxide metabolic process. The record is from RefSeq and is a predicted model, not a curated record. The transcript has a single exon.
AUGGCCAGUGCAAAGCCCUUCAAAGUCUCAAUCGGCGAGGAUGUCCUCAAAUCAACACAGCAGAAACUCGAAAGCACAAGAUUCCCCGAAGAGAUUGAGCUACCAGCCGAUCAACUCUACAGCUACGGUACACCGGGAUCAGAGGUGAAGCGGCUAGUCCAGUACUGGAAGACUUCAUUUGACUGGCGCACAGUCGAGACACGCAUCAAUGAACUGCCACAAUUCACUGCAGACGUGCACGUUGCAGGUCAAGAGAGCAUUAAUGUUCAUUUCGUGCACAAACGCUCACCCAGGCCAAAUGCUGUGCCUUUCCUCUUCAUCCAUGGCUGGCCUGGCAAUUUCCUUGAAGUGGAGAAGAUUCUACCACUGCUGACGGAGCCAAAGGAUCCAUCUCAGCAGGCCUUCCAUGUCGUUGCUCCGUCACUACCUGGUUUCUGCUUCUCCUCUUCUCCAAAGCAGAAAGGAUUCGACUUGUUCAAGAUUGGUGCCACGCUGAAUCAGCUCAUGGUAGAUUUGGGCUACAAGACGUAUGUUGCUCAAGGUGGUGACUGGGGUUCUCUCAUCUGCCGAGUGCUUGCGCUCAAGCACACCGAUCAUUGCAAAGCGAUUCAUGUCAACAUGUUUCCGACUCCUUCUCCAUCACGCUUCAAUCCUCUCGAGGCAGCCAAGUUCCUGAUGGGCGGAUACAGUAAGCGUGAACUAGAUGACCUGGAAGACACGCAGCGCUUUGUCUCGGGUGGUACGGGUUACUCUGCCAUUCAAGGGACCAAACCACAGACGCUCAAUUUUGGUCUUGUUGAUUCGCCUGUUGGCAUGCUUGCCUGGAUUCGUGAGAAGCUUGAUGCUUGGACAGACAAUUACCCGUGGACAGACGAGGAGAUCAUUACUUGGGUAUUCCUCUACUAUGCGAAUGGCAAAGCAGCAACGCACAUCUACAAGGAAAACAGAGCUUCUGGGAAUCGCGUCGUGUCAUCAUACAUCUCGUUGCCCGUUGGCAUAUCUCUAUUCCCCAAGGAGAUUUACAAAAUGCCUCGAGCAUGGGCCAACAAGUGGGCUAAUAUUGUCUCGUACGAUGUGCACGACAAGGGAGGGCAUUUUGCAGCAACGGAGACACCUGAGGUGCUGGUGGAUGAUUUCAGACAUUUCUUUGCCAAGCUGCAGUCGAGUACGUCCUUCCAGGCGAGUGCGAAGUUCUAG